GGAAAAUUUAGAUGUUAUUUUACAUCACUGAUAACAGAUUCGAGUAGAGUUAGCCUAUUCCAAUCUCUGUUAAAAGCACAAGUAAAUGCUUUUAGGAAUUGAUGCUUUUUUGUUACACAACCUUUGUUUGCUCCAUUAUUUGUAACAUUCGCGAUGUCAAGUAAAGGGAUUUUUUAGAUCAACCCACUUCCUAUAGAAAUGUGUACCCCUUAAUCCACAUUUCUUGACUUCUUCACGGUGUGCCAAAAUGCCUCUUAGUACCGCCUUAAAUUGCUACACAGCUACACCACCUAAAACUAAAAAUAUCCUUAAAGAAUAAAGAUAUGUGUAUCAUUCCUCGUAUUGUCGUAUAUCUAUAACACAUAUUCACACCAUCUAUAAAUAAGUCUUAAAAUGUCGAAAUUUUUUAAGCACUUUAGUAUAAAAUAAAAAAAAACCAACUUGAUCGUGACAGUCGCCAACUCGCCAUGAUACCAAAUCCAUCAAAUAUAUUUCACAACUAAAUUCAAAUAAGAACAAAACCUAACCUUUCUUUCCUCAGGCAAGUAAUGCAAAAAACACUGCUCAGAAGAGGAGUCAGGACACUUGACAAUAAUCACCUCCAAAAUCACCUCUUUCUUCUUUCUCUCUCCUCAAUUUCUAAAACUUCUCUCAAUUUCAUCCGUAGAAAUCAUUCUCAUGAUACUAGAAUUUCAUUUUCUGGGGAAACUGCAACAAUCAGAUGGGAUACCAAACCAGAUGGUCUUACAUUGGUGCAGAUGAUUCGAGGUUGUAUUAAUCAUGGUUGUGUUUUUCAUGGUAAACAGCUUCAUUGCUACUCUUUACGAUCUGGGUUCACUUCAGAUGUCUAUGUAAAUACUGCUUUGGUAAGUUUUUAUGCCAAAGUUGUGUGUUUAAAAGAUGCCCACAAACUGUUUGAUAAAAUGCCUGAGAAAAAUGUUGUCUCUUGGAAUGCUGUGAUUUCUGGGUAUGUACAUUCUGGAAAGUUGUGGAAUGCACUGAAACUGUUUCUUCAGCUCAAUCAGUCUGACAUUCGAGCUAAUGCAUACUCUUUUACUUCUGCAUUGGCUGCCUGUGGGCAGUUGACAUUGCCGCGGUUAGGCAUGUCCAUACACUCGAGGAUUGUCGUGGAUGGACUGGAGUCUAGUGUUGUUGUUGCAAACUGUUUGAUUGAUAUGUAUGGGAAGUGCAGUUCUGAAGAUUGCGCUAUCAGUGUGUUCGACAAGUUGAAAGAUAAGGAUGUGAUUUCAUGGAAUUCAGUUAUUGCUGCGUGUGUCAGAAAUAGAAGGCUUGAACUAGCUUCUGGCUACUUUAAUCAGAUGCCUUGCCCUAAUACUGUCACCUAUAAUGAAAUGAUUAAUGGAAUUUCGCAGUUUGGGGACAUAGAUGAGGCUAUUAAGAUAUUGAGGAGCAUGCCUAAACCAAAUUCCUCAUCAUGGAACGCGAUUAUAUCAGGGUAUGUGGUUAGGAGUAGAGUAGGGGAAGCUCUUGAUUUCUUUGCUCAAAUGCAUGCAGAAUCAGUCGUUACAGAUGAAUUCACAUAUUCGAGCAUUUUGAGUGGGAUUGCGUGUAUUUCAGCUCUAAGAUCUGGUACCAUAAUCCAUUGUUGUGCUAUCAAACAUGGUUUGAUUACUUCAAUGAUCAUCGGGAGUGCCCUGGUUGACAUGUACUCGAAAUGUGGACAGGUAAAAGAUGCAGAGAUGUUAUUUCAGUUCAUGCCAAGGAAAAACAUUGUUACUUGGAAUGCAUUAAUAGCUGGUCUUACACAUAAUGGGGAAUCACACAGGGUGGUCCAAUAUUUCGAGGAGUUGAAGGAUGCGAAGGGAUUGAAACCCGAUGAAAUCACCUUUGUGAAUGUUUUGGCAGCAUGUUCACAUAGCCAAAUGCCAUUGGAGAAAGCUUAUGAGUAUUUGACAUCUAUGUACUAUGAUUAUGGAAUCAAACCAAAUCCUGAGCAUUUAGCUUCUGUUAUCAGACUUAUGGGAUAUCAUGGGCAGCUAUGCAAAGCCGAGAAGUUGAUUUAUGAGCUAGGGUUUGGGUCAUGCCCAUCCGUUUGGAGGGCUUUGCUUGGUGCCUGUGGAGAUAACGGGGAUUUGGAUGUUGCCAAGGUUGCAGCUGCAAAGUUGAAGAGAUUAGAAGGCAAUGAGUUGGGCUAUGUAAUUCUAUCUAACAUAAACAAAGACCGAGGCAAUUGGGUGGAUGCAACUGCAGUUUGGGAUCAGAUGAGAGGUCAAGGGGUGAUGAAAGAAGCUGGGUUUAGUUGGGUUGAAGAGAGAAGAUUUACAUGACGCAUAAUGUUAUGAGAACUGGAACGAUUGUCAUGCGGACUUAAACAGAUGAAGGCUGAGAAAGGUGGGAUUCAUCUGAUUAAGUACGAAUCUUAGAUACUUUCGGAGCAUGUUUUGCUGUGACCGUAUUCUAGUGUUCUACAGAGGUGAAUCCUUGAUACAAUUGUGAAGCCAUGAAGGCCACAAUGUUCUUAUAAGUCAAGCAAAGCGACAGACUAUUGAGUAAGAAUCUAGAGGUUGAUAUGCAUAUAGUCAAACACAAAUAGGGAUUGAGUGAACCCUGAGCUUAAAGUACUAGCCAAAGUUGGUCAGAGGAGAAUCCUGGGCUUGAAAUACCAGCCGAAGCCGGUCAGAGGAGAAUAAUGAGUCGAAGUUUGCUGCUUGAAAGAUAAUUAACGAGUUACUUUUGAAAAUACAAGAAAUUGCAAUGGAAGGAACAACGAAAGUGACUGCACCAAUGUUCUUACAUUUUUUUACUCUCCCAAAAGCUAACACUAACUUGAUAUAAAGAGAGUAAAUUGAUAAAUUUUUGUGGUGAUGUUGCCUACCAUGUUCGACAAAUAAAUUUUUUUGUAGGACUGGAAAGUCAAAAGAAACAAAGCAUGUAAUUGAGAUUAUUAAGUACAGCAUUUGCGGCAAUAGUGAGUAUAAGACGGUGUUGCUACAGUUAAGCUCAGGGUAACAAUACAAAAACCACAUUAUUCCAUCAGUUAAACUUUCAAAAAUAAAUACCUUCACAUCCAAUAUUUGACCAGCAAAGAAAUUCAAUUGCUGAAAAGAGGAUUUGUACAGUUUACAAUAAAAAUUUUGGCAGCAAAAAGUUGUGUUUCCAAUCACAUGAAGACGGCUUCUUGAAUUAGCGAUGAACUGCUAAGUCACCUGGGUACGGACAGACCAAGCUCUA
Molecule: messenger RNA, 3192 nt
Organism: Chenopodium quinoa (quinoa)
Lineage: Eukaryota; Viridiplantae; Streptophyta; Magnoliopsida; Caryophyllales; Amaranthaceae
Product: putative pentatricopeptide repeat-containing protein At5g47460
Exons: 1
Coding region: 549-2288 (579 amino acids)
Biological process (GO): RNA modification
Molecular function (GO): protein binding; RNA binding
Source: RefSeq, a predicted model, not a curated record